Molecule: messenger RNA, 2746 nt
Organism: Pomacea canaliculata
Lineage: Eukaryota; Metazoa; Mollusca; Gastropoda; Architaenioglossa; Ampullariidae
Exons: 18
Coding region: 215-1585 (456 amino acids)
Source: RefSeq, a predicted model, not a curated record
AGAGGCACGAGUCCAAGUCCCAGCGACACUCAGCACGAACGUCUGCCUUCCACGACAGCCCUCAGUCAAACUGCACUGCAGUUGGCAGAUCCGAUUCACUGGUUCGAAUCUGCUCAGACGCUCACAUUCAUGAUGAAGAAAUAUAGAAAUUGAGGCAAAUACUGAAAAGAAAAAUAAACCCACGUCCAUUUAGACUCGCGGCUAACCCACUGUCAUGGCGGUGACGUGGCGAGGUCCAGUGCAGCUGUACGGACCUGACCGCACCCAGCGACGACAGGCCCUGGAGCUGCAGGCCAGACUACAGCAGAGCCACGUGCUGCGGGACGACGACUACAACUUGACGCAUCACCAUCUUCGGGAUGCCGCCUGGCACAUUGCCUUCCCUGGCCAGAAGCUGGACAGGAGUGUCCCCACCUUCAGCAUGAGGCAGCACGAUCAUCACUUCAAGCUGGGCAAUGACAGCGGCGACUUUGUUCCACCCAGCGCCUACAGAGAGAGCGUCACUAGAGGCGACUUCGACAUGAAGCCGACCACAAAGACGAAAGUAAUAAAUGCAGACACCACCAUCCACUGGCCAGUCAUUGCACCAAGGGAUAACCCAGCAAGACAGUCUGGAAGUUCGGAGUACACCAGCACCUUCUCUGUCUUACAGAACCGUGAACGCAGUGCACCCACCUUUCCGAAGGUCAACACUUUCAAGAUGGCGCUGCCUCUUGACCCCACCCGCUUUCACGUUCAGCGGGGCUCCCAGCUUCAACUCGGGUGCGAGCAGCAAAGCAACAGCAGUGACGUGAGCGAAAUCAAGAGGGCGUAUGGGAAAGUGACGUCAGCAGAGUAUACAACACACACCUUGGCAGAUGGUGACGCGAGGCGUAAGUUCAAAGAGCAGGAACUGGCCUCCUCGAUCUUCCGGCCUGGAGACUUCAACGACACGGCGGGUGGCAUGCAUACGACAUCCAUGAUCGACUACGCGCCUCGGACCACACCACAAGGUGAAAUUCUGGGCUCGCAGCGUGGACAGGUGCAAACACGUGCGCACUUUCAGUUGGGAUUUGACUCAGAGCAAAAUGGUUCCAUGUACGACAAAGACUACGAGUUGUCAGCCAUGGCGACACGUUCUGUGCCGAAGUUACAUCCACCACCAGACGCUGGGCACGUUUUGCAGAAGGACGACGAAUACCGAAACUUACCGAAGACGUCACAUAGACAUCACUUUAUGAAGCCCACGCCUCUUGAACAGUCUGGUAUCUCGAAAAACAGACUUCGCAACUCCAACGACAGCAUCGUCUUGUCAUGUGACACGUCCAGGCAUGCGCAAGACAGGCAGUUGUCACUGUCUCAUUCUGAUUACCAAAGGCCACCAACCAGCUACCAGCCGUCACUACGAAGCAAUCAUUUGAAGCUUCUGUUCCUUUCCUGCAUACCAAAGUACCACUGCCAUACUCCCAGACUGCUAGAGAAAGCGAAACAGCAAACAACUACUCGGGUGUCUUUGCUGGAGGAGUUCACGCCCUGGACCGUCGCCGCAGUCGCAAUGACUUGUGUCGCGAGCGCACCCUGGACACCAAGGCAACUCACUAUGUAGCGGGCUACAAUCCACCCGACUACAACUCUUACAACUCAGUUACAUUCCAAGGAGGGGAGAAAUCUGACGAUUAUGUAAGACCUGCAGGCAAAGUUGAAAUCCAACCAGAAGCGGACUUCGUUCAUUUGAAGCACAGCGCAAACAUCCAAGACGAUCAUGUGGCGGGCAGUCGGGACACCAACACCUCGGAAGACAAGAACGAAGGCUUUUACACCUCCAUUAUGAAGAGCGACUACUCCACUGGAAAUAAGCUUACUGCCCAUCAGCUGCGAUCGGUGGAGAAAUAUGAGAAGCUGUUGGCAAAACCUUUCGCUGAGUCCCAUUUCUUCCACACAGACAACUCUCGAGGAAAUAACUACGUUACCACAUCAAUGGAUGAUUUCAUCAAGCCGGAAGCGAUGAUAGGAGGCCACAAGCGAUUGGCUGUGAAAUAAACAGAGAUCCAGAUGGAACAGCAGGUGGGAAUGUAAACAGUGAGGUCGGAGAAGACAUUCAGCCAUCUCGACAAGACCUGCUCUGAGAAACAGACCAGUUCGUCAGCAUCAGUUUCGCUGGUUCACACGGAACUCACCGCGGGUGAGCAAAGAGAAACAUUGUUGUUAGGACAAGAAAUAACUGACAAGUGAUCCAGGUAACAGCGACACAUCUCCGAGAUGGAAUCCGACUCCAAACCUAAACUAAACCAAGCCAACUCAAUGUAAUCUUAUUUUUAAAAUAAAUAAACCUUUUUUUUAGUGUGGUGCCUCCUUGAAUACAACGCAACAGGCAUCAAGCUGAAGGCCCGGUGUUCAGUGCCAGCUUAAAUUAAAUAAAAAUUUUCCGCGUGAGUGAGAAAGAGAACAUUCUGAUUCGUUUUAUGUUCCCGAGUUUCCGAAACAUGUGUUCGACGUUUUUGAAUGUUUUACAUACGAAUUCCUUGCACUAUAACGAGGCUGACGGUUAACUGAGGGAAAAAAAGCGGCCUUCAACAAGUAGGACAACUUCGCCUUCAAGCGCCAUCUUGGACAGUUCCUCUUGUGUGCACCUAUCAAAAUAUUCCUUGCUUUCAACCACAGUAGUCGAAAGAAAGUCUAAAAGAGAAUAAAUAAAUAAAGCACCCGCGAAACAUAUGAGAGGCCAGUCACCUGCCUUAAAGGACAAAAAAAAAAAAAAAAAAAAAAA